Molecule: messenger RNA, 533 nt
Organism: Paramecium primaurelia
Lineage: Eukaryota; Ciliophora; Oligohymenophorea; Peniculida; Parameciidae
Source: the annotation of a GenBank genome assembly
AUUGAUCAUUGAAUAUCUACCUUUGCUAAUAGAUUCUUAGAAAGUAAACGAAAAAAUGGAUAAUAUUUGGGUAAAUUGGAGUUCAAUGAGUUCUUGCAAAGGUAUUAUCUUAUUGAUUGAUGCAAAAUAAAGUAUCUAAUUAUAAACAUUAUCUAAUUAUAUUUUGAAAAAUAAAUAGAAUAUAAAGUAAAUACCCUUUAUUAAUAGAAUAGAUAUAUCGUGUGCAAAUACUGAGAGUUUAGUAUAAUAUUUAAGAUUAUAUGAUUGAUAGCUUAUAUGCUAGAGACAAAGGAGUUAUAUUAAUAAAAGUUAAUUAUCUAAAUGAUUUAAUUGUAUCUAGUGCCUUAAAAAAAGUAAAUAAAUUUUUUUGAAAUAUAUAAUUUUAUUAAAUUAGGUAAAAACUUAAAGCUCCGAACAAGUCUCUCAAAGAAUUGGGACCAUAUGAUAAAAAUAUAAAGAAAAAAAUGAGGCAAGAAUAAGAUAUACAUUUAGACACUCUUUAUUUAAAACAUUGUUAGAAGCAGGUUUUGAGU